AUGGCCGACUCUUUUCGCCUCUACAUACUUCUUGCAGCUUUUAUUGCGUAUGCGGCGUACAUUAUCUCGGACGGGUUCAACAUAGAUCUUGGAGAGUUGUUUAAAGAUGAAGCUGCAGCUAAAAAGAGAUCCAAAGAAAUCGAAGAAGAACUGAUUGCAAAGAGUCCGAUAGUGAUCCAUGAAUUCUGCGGCUCGAUGGGUGAUUGUUAUAAAGUGAUGGAUCGUGCAUAUCGGUUUCAGGACGGAGAAAUGCGAGUGCAACGUGACAUCGUACCGGAAAAGAUUCAAACAGCUUCCCUAUCACAAGCAGUGCUCACAUUUCCAAAAGAGCUAACUGAAGCCAAUUCAAAUACGGCAAAUUGGGGUAUCGAUAAAAAUGUGAUGAUAACGCCCUAUGUGAUGAUUAUGUUGGCAAGCGGGUAUAUGAUUGAGGCCUUAACUUUUGAAAAGAAAACCAAUCGGAUUCUCGCAUUUGGCCUUGGUGGCGGCACUCUUCAAAACUACAUUUCACAAUUUCCAAAGGCAAAUAUCGAUGUAACAACAAUUGAAAUCGAUCCAGUAAUGGUUGAAGUAGCUGAAACAUACUUUGCGAACAAAGCAACUGGAUCAAAUCGGAUUAUUAUCGCUGAUGGAAUUGAGUACGCAAAGGAGAUCAAAGCAAAAGGAGAAAUUUACGAUUACGUCGUUUUGGACGCUUGUUCGAAUGAUAAAGCGAGAGUCGUCAUUUGUCCGAUUGAUGGAUUUAGAGAAGAGGAAACGAUCGCGAAUAUUGCUCAGCUGAUCAAUCCGAUGGGUGGCCUGGUCGUUAACAUUGUUGCUUAUGAGAAUCCAGAGCACAAAGAGGAGCAGAUUCGCUCGCUAUUCGCCAAAUACUUUGCCUCUUGCUUUUUGAUGAGAAUUCUUCCUGAGCAAAGGAUGUUGAUUUGCUCACAUCGUUCCGAAUGGACAUUGGCGAGCCAGCGAAAGCGCUUCGAGCACAAUCUCCGCAAUCAACAAGAGAAAAUCGGCAUUCAAGUCACUGAUCCAUUGCUGAGUUUUAACCCACAA
Messenger RNA from Mesorhabditis belari, 1047 nucleotides. NCBI's taxonomy places the organism in Eukaryota, Metazoa, Nematoda, Chromadorea, Rhabditida, Rhabditidae. The record is from the annotation of a GenBank genome assembly.